This is a messenger RNA of Sphaerodactylus townsendi, 4010 nucleotides long. It is a transcript of the gene MAP7D3, whose product is annotated as MAP7 domain containing 3. NCBI's taxonomy places the organism in Eukaryota, Metazoa, Chordata, Lepidosauria, Squamata, Sphaerodactylidae. Bases 180 to 2693 code for a protein of 837 amino acids. Gene Ontology annotation, biological process: microtubule cytoskeleton organization. The transcript has 21 exons. Gene Ontology annotation, cellular component: microtubule cytoskeleton. The record is from RefSeq and is a predicted model, not a curated record.
GGGAGCGAGCGCGAGACUCGGACGAUGCAGCGCAUGCGCAGUUCGCCUCGACCGGUCGGUCGGGCGUUCUCUCCCGCUCAGUGCGGCGCUUCCCGGCCGCCCGCUGUGACUUGAGUGAUUGGAGCGACCGGGCGAGGGGAGGGGGGGCUUGCUCUCCUCCCCCCCUGGGGCGGCCCAAGAUGGCGGAGACUUGCGGUGCCUCGACGCCGUCCCUGAAGGGGCUGCGGGAACAGAUGGUUGCUGCAGCCCAAGCAUUAGCUGAUGAAAGAAGAAACCAAAGUGGUGUUAGUCCUGUUCCAGUUCCAGCCUCAAUAACUAUAAAAACAGCAACAAAGCCAGUUAUAGAUGGCUCCCUCUUGAGAUCAGAAGAGAGGCAAAGACUAGCCAGGGAGCGUAGAGAAGAACAAGCAAAGCAGCAUGCUGCCAAAGAAUCACAAAUACUUGAAAAAGAGAAGAAAGCAAAGCUACAGUAUGAAAAGCAAAUGGAAGAGAAACAGAGAAAACUGAAAGAACAGAAGCUGAAAGAGCAACAAAGAAGAGCAGCAGUAGAGGAAAAAAGAAAACAAAAGAUCGAGGAAGAGAAGGAGCAUUAUGAAGCAGUGGUGCAUCGUACUUUGGAGCGGAACCAACGACUGGAAACCAGGCAGAAAAGAUGGUCUUGGAGCGGCUCUGUAACAGAUUCUGAUGGCAAGACAGAGCCACCACCUGCAGCUGAAGCCAACAAGCAUUCUACUUCUUCAGUAAACCUCAAGCAAGCAGAAAUCAGUAAACGACUCUCAUCUUCAGCAGCACUUCUUAAUGCUCCAAGCAAAAGCACCACUAAAAGAAGUGCUUCAUUGAACAGACUGAAUAACAAAGUUCCUCUGAAUUCUGAGCAGCCAGUGUCCAAAGGUUUACAAGUGGAUCAGAAAGGAGCAAUGGAAAAGAAGAGGAGCUCAUCCUUGAAUAGAAUGGGCAAUAAACUUCAGUCUUCUCCAGAUUUAGAAAAUGUGCAAAAGGAAGAAAAAGCAGCUCGUCGUUCCCAGUUCAUCCCUCUGGACAGUAACGUGAUCAGUCGCCUGCUCGCCCCCACCCAAGCUUCCUUAGCUAGGAGUAAAAGUGUCGCCACAUUAUCAGCUGAUGGCAAAGAUCCUUCAGAAUCUCCCCUCUGUCCUCGUUCAGCUUCCAACAGUUCCCCAGCUCAGGGUCCCAAAGCACCUGUACGCAGCCGCAGCAUUGACAGAUUGAAGACAAUAACCACCCCUUCAUCAGAUAAUAUUUCUCUGGAAUAUGUGCAGAAACCAGAAGUUGGGAAACAGUCUCUGUCUCCUGCUGGGAGGCGUGCACCUUCACCAUCUUUGUCUAGUUCUGGACGAUCUCCCUCUCCUGCUAAAUUGGGGAAACGCCCUCCAUCUCCAGCUGCAAUCAGACAAAAGAAUCGACCGCCUUCACCAAGCUUCUUAAGACAAAAACCACCAUCUCCUGUUACAGUCUCUAAACCAGCACCUAUUCAACGUCCAUCUCUCACUCCUAACGUCCUCAAUGUACCAAAAAAGAAAACAGAUGUAGACUGUAAACCAAAUGAGAAAAUGGAUGAAACUGCUGGGCAGGAGAAAGGGGCUUCUCUGCAAAUCUCAGAGAGAGAAAUUGCUGUAAAUUCUUUAAAGACCAAAGAAGAUGCUAGUAGCAAAAGUGCUUCAGGGACCACAACAGCUGAAGAAGCAGCAAGGCUCUUGGCAGAGAAAAGGCGUCUUGCAAGAGAGCAAAGAGAACGUGAAGUCCUGGAAAGAGCUCAGAAAGAAGAGGAGGAAAGGGUUAAAAAAGAAAAUGAAGCCAAGAGAGCACUUGAGGAGCAGGCACAGAGAGAAGACGAGCUCCGCCAACAAGAAGAACAAAGAAAGAUAGCAGAGGCGGAGCAGCAAAGACUGGCCGAGAAGGAGAGACUUCGGAGGGAGGAAGAGGAACAGGAGAAACUGGCUGAGCUUCAGCAGCAGCGAGAAGAAGCUGAAGCUAAAGCGCAAGAAGAAGCUUACAGGCACCAACAAGAGCGAGAGCGAAUUAUGCAGCAGAACAUGCAAGAGAGGCUGGAGAGAAGGAAGAGAAUUGAAGAAAUAAUGAAGAGGACUCGGAAGGCAGAACAGAAUGAAGCCAAAAAUGAAGAGAAAUCAAAUGAUGAGGAUGAAGAUGUUGAGGAGGAGGAGGAGGAGGAGGAGGAGGAUGACCUGGGCCUUGAAAAACAAGAUCAGCCUGAAAAGGCAAAGUAUGUGGACUCACCCCUGGAAGAUGCUCCUGAGAGUUUAUUACAAGAAGCUUCAAAAAUAGACCCAGAUGAUGUCUUUGUAAAUGGUGAUGAGCAGCUGGAAGUCAAAGAUGAGAAUUCUGAGCAUUUUACCCAGAUAAAAGAGACCAGUCCUCCAGCAAAAGAAGCAGUCAUUGAGAACUCUGGAAUUUUGCAUGUUAAUGAAGCCAAUCACCCGAUUGGAUUCCUGUCAAAUCUGAAUGGAAAAUCUCUUGCAUGGAAUUUUGAGGAGAUAAUUGAUCUUGGAGUGAUUCCCAAGACAACCAGGCAAAGUGCAGAUAGCAUCGCUGCUGAAAUAUCGAACCAGAACUUGAAAGAUGCUGCUACAGUACCUCCAAGUCCCAAGCUGGUUUUUGAGGAGGAGAGCACAAUGAAUCCCUUGACCAAACCAAUAGAGACUGCAUCAGAACUGUGAACACCAGAAUCCUAGAAGUCUCCUGGUUGCACUUCAGGAAUUCAGGGUUUUAUCAAGUCAUGAAGGCCUUGUUUUGAAAAAGCUGCUUUGCCCAACUCCAAGUUACUCGCACCCCUCCCCAAGGAGGCUACCCCGUCUAUCCUUGCACCUUGAAACCUCUUCAGGGAGAUUCUUGCCGUUGUUGUUUCUCCAGUUGCUUCCUUGGAUCUGUUUAACCAAGUUUACUUUUAUAAUGUAACUUGUUUUCCUUUUGAGGAAAUGUUCACUAAAUUGCCUAAGGGUCCUUAAUUUCCCUCUUAACAUGAGAUAUGGUGGCUUACUCUGGAGAUUUACUAACGAUUGAACAGACAUAGGACAAAAAGACCUAAUCCUAUUAUUAAAACCACGCUCGCUUUGUUACGUUACUGGUGUAACCUUGUCCACUUGUUACAGGGACACUAAGAAGGAUGCACAUGAAUAAUUGAGAUCAGUUCUUCCCUCUGUGUCAGAGAGACAACAGUUAUGAAAGAUUGUUUAAUAUAAAAAAAAAGCCUUUAUAAGUUCAGGAGUCUCUGUCAACACUUGAAACCAGUCACUAAAGACCUUAAGAAUUGUGAGUUUUGAUAAAACUGAGCAAAAAAUCCUGCUAGCCACAGAGGCAAAUCUGCUGCUCGUCCGUUGAAUAUUUAAGAUUGCGGAAGGCUACUCGUCGGCAGAAUUUCUAGGAUCAACUUCUCCAGUUCCUUCCCAGUGAUUCUGUGGCACAAUGGUUGUGAUAUAUCCUAGGGAAUGCCUCACACACUGCACAGCAUAUGCUGUCAGAGUGAGGCACGGUUAAACCUGGCUCUGCAGAGUGGGAGGAACCAAAGCCAUCUGCACCCUUUUGAUGGGCCCAGGGGAACCAGUUGAAUGAGCAUGUAAGCUUACUUCCCUUAACCCAUAUCUUUAAGUCACGUCAUCGUGGCAAAAGAGUGGCCUUUCCAUAAUACGUUUUGAUAGGUGAAGCUCCCUAUCUCUGUUUGAGCCAGCGCACACUUCUAAAAUCUGGAGGAGAAGCAAGUUGGGUUGACGCAGCCCCCAGUCCGCCAGGCUGUGCUGCUGUCAUGCAGCCUCUGGUCCUUUUGACAGGGCUCGUGUGGGUCUCUGUGCCAACCCCCGUGAAACCGGCGGCACCCGUGUGGGAGCAGCUCUUGGCAGAUCCUUCCCAUUGUGCUGUUGUCAUUGGUUGAGUUUAAGCAGUUUUGUUUUUCCUUUUCUUUUUUAAAAUUACACAUGUAUUUAAGUUUAUCUUCACAUAUGUAAGUAUUCUUGUGUACAUAAAACCAGUAUUAGACCCUU